UGGAAUUUACAAUCGAGCAAUGCGUUUCUUGACCCUUUGAUCAUAUUUUGUAGUGAUUUCAAAUAUAUAUUCAUUUAAUUUGGAGUACCAGUCGAGUGCGGAUCUACUCUGCGGGCUUCUGCCAUAAAUAAGUUUCUGCAAAUUGAAUUCUUCUACAUAUUCAUUACAAUCAUGUGUGUGGUUUAUUAGUCUUGGGAGUUGACUAUCAGGGCUGAGAAUCGAAACUUGUCCUACUGUGUUAAGUUCGACACAAAUGGCUGUUGCGGGUUUAUAUAAUGUAUUGGCAUAUAGUCCUCCUUUCUUUGAAAAGUCUCAACCUAGCACUCGGGCAUCUUCUCUUUUGCAAAUGUGGCGGGAGAUUGAGAGUGAGCAUGUAGUGGGUCAUUCUCCUAGCCCAAGGCCACUGAGGAGUGAUGUUUCAGAUUCUGACCAAUUGAGUGCGAUAACUUCAGAUGGACAAAGGAGUGAUAACGGGGAUUAUAACUCUGAAGAUGCCAUCGAGGUUGAGAAUCAAGGCCGAAUGGGGUUGCAGAAUGACUAUGAGGAUAGUAACAGCACUAUUUCUGAGCAAUUUAUUGAUUUUGGAGAAUUUGGAAGAGAACGGGUAAGGCAAAUUUUUCGGGAAUGGAUGAACUGUGGUGCUAAGAGUCAUUCUGCUACUGUUCUGCGUAUGGACAAGCAAUCAGGGCCACAAUGGCUUGCGGAGAACGAAUGUGAAAGGGUGAGAGUCAUAAGAGAAUGGGUCCAGAAGAAUACCCAGCAGGGCAGCAGUUGUGGCUCAUGUAGAGAUGGAGACGCUGAAAUUGGUUCUCAAUUUGAGCAGGUGCGUGAUGGCUUGGCAGUCAAUCAUUCCGAGGUUGGCGCACGGAGGCCCAUUCAAAGAUUAUGUGGCAGACAGACUCUUCUUGAUCUUCUUCUGAGGGCCGAACAGGAAAGAAGAAGAGAACUUCAGGGUUUGUCUGAGCAGAGGCCAGUAUCAGACUUUGCUCAUCGCAAUCGCAUUCAGGCAUUACUUCGUGGCAGGUUCCUUCGAAAUGAAAGAUUAAUCUCGGAUCAGAGACCAUGUUCAAUAGCUGCAACUGAAUUGGGUAUGCUGAGUCAAAGACAUGCAGUAUCUGACCUCAGGGAAGGAUUUCUCUCCAGAGUGGACAAUUCUGCUCAGAUUUUGAUGAACAGCAAUAAUGAGCAUAUAGAUGAACACGAGGUAAUCACUGGUAAAUCACAGCCUACUUUCAGGGAAAGGGAUACCACUAUGAUUCUUCCAGCAGGAGACUCAGAAAGGGGCACACAUGAAAACAUUACUCAACAGGAGUUUGUUAUAGAACGUACUUCUGAAGUAGAGGAGCCAGUUUUGGACAAUGAGGAAACGUUGCAAGAAGCAUCAACAGAAGAGGUUGAACGGGCUCGUAGUAGACAUGGUAUAGAGAUCAAUGACACUGGAACUACCAUGGAUGAUAUUGCCAAUGAACGGUCAUUGGAAAAUGUGAAUGUCGAUGGCAGUGAACAUCUUGAAGUUUUUGCUGAAAAUUAUGAACAUAGAACCGAGGUAAAUUAUGCCCAUGAGGUAGCUGGUUACUCUGAUAAUGUGGAACGAAAUGCAAAUGAAGAAUUUGAUUGGGAAGAUUCUUCAACUCAAUUGGACAGAUUGCGAGAGAGAGUAAUUGAGAAUGAAGAAAGUAGCUGGCAACAGUUAACUGGCAUUCCAUUUUGUGAGUGGGCAGAUGAUAGAGGUUGGCAGGGAAACUCUGCUAAUCAGCGGUUUCAAGAAACAUCUGGUAAUGGUGUGGAGCGAGUUCAGAUGCAAGAAUCGCAUGAAGAUUGGCGAGGUCAUGACUUGCAAGAGGCUCUUGGUAGUCGGUUAGAUGUGCCUUCUGGAGAAGACAAUGCAUCCAUUGGAAGAAUUGGAGGAGUUUACUUCCCAGAUGAUGAUAAUGUUUACAGCAUGGAACUUAGGGAGGUUUUCAGCCGGAGACGUGUUUCUAGUCUUCUUCGAAGUGGUUUCCGCGAAAGUCUAAGCCAGGUUCUACAAUCACACUUGGAAAGGCAAGGUCACGCUUCUAGUGAUUGGGAGUUGGACAAUGCUUCUUCUUCUCUUGCUCCCACUGAACAAGUUGAAGAACAGAUAAAUGGUGAUCAAGACUUGGCUCAGGAUGGCACAGAAAGAAAUCCAUUUGUUUUCUCCUCUCCAUUCGGCAAUGCUUUACAGCGAAUUUCAGAUGAAGAAUUGCAGGAUGCAAACUGGCCAUGCAACAGCUCUUCACAGCUCUUGGGAAUUGAUUGGGACGUCAUCAAUGAAUUGAGAGUUGAUAUGGCCAGGCUUCAGCACAGGAUGGACGAUAUGCAGAGGAUGCUCGAGGCAUGCAUAGACAUGCAAAUAGAAUUGCAGCGCACACUGCGUCAAGAGGUUUCUGCUGCCUUAAAUCGGUCAAAUUUAUCUACAGAUAAGCUUGCAGGUACUAUGCCUAUCAAUGAAUGUCAAUGGAAUCACGUGAAGAAAGGAAUAUGUUGUCUAUGUCAUGAUAGCCACAUAGAUUCCCUGCUGAACAGGUGUGGACACAUAUGCACCUGUUCAAAAUGUGCCCAAAAAUUGGUCCAAAAUACCGGGAAAUGUCCACUGUGCCAGGCACCAGUAAUUGAGGCUGUCCAAGCGUACUUUAUACAGUAAUGGAAAAAGAAAAAAACAUAAAUAGGUGAAAAGAGUAGAAUGAUUCAAGUUGAAGUAAGAAGGUUGCCUUUCAGACAAACACAGCUCUAGCUUCUGGGUUCUCGUCCUGGUAACAGAAAUAACUUAUCACACAGAUUCGAUUCACAUAAUUUAUUUUCUUCUCUUGUGAGGAUGAAAAGUUCAUGAAAGGGAAAGAGAGUCACAUGGGGUGUCCUCCGGAAACAGAAUCUGUGAAGAAAUAGCGAAAGAUUGUGUUAUUAUCGGGUUAGUUGCUAUAUAUGUUUUAUGUUUCCAUGGCAUCCCUGAUUCAUUGUUAUAAUCAGAAUAAGCCAUGAAUAACAGUGAAUUAUUUUGGAUAUUUUUAACGGAAGGAAGUCAUUAGUUUUAGAAAUGGCUUUAUUGUGAAAAACUCGUCAUAUGGUGAGAAUAUAGAUGACGGAUGAAGUUUCAACUGCUGAUUUUGGCAUUGCUUAUAGUGUUGGUUGAUGUGUUGAGAAGAUGACAAUAAGAAAAAUAUUGAUUGUACAGAAGCGUGCUUCAUGAUCAACUCCAAAUCCAUUGAAAGAAAGCAUGCUAUGCAGAAGCUGAAAUUAUUCCUUAUUCGUUAUCAUCUUAUAAACUUUAACAUUUUUUGUUAUUGUCGUAUCUAAUAUUGAUGUCAAGCUCAUCCCCGAGGAAGCCUAGUGAGAGGGUGGAGCACCUGGACCAAAGUUUCGUUAAAAAUAAUUUCAAAAUUUUACACUUGUAA
This is a messenger RNA of Olea europaea var. sylvestris, 3413 nucleotides long. RefSeq lists its product as uncharacterized. The record is from RefSeq and is a predicted model, not a curated record. Lineage: Eukaryota; Viridiplantae; Streptophyta; Magnoliopsida; Lamiales; Oleaceae. The coding region runs from base 254 to 2665 and encodes 803 amino acids. The transcript has 7 exons.